This is a messenger RNA of Asparagus officinalis (garden asparagus), 1363 nucleotides long. Its product is annotated as phosphoglycerate mutase-like protein 1. The coding region runs from base 23 to 1123 and encodes 366 amino acids. The transcript is spliced from 10 exons. Gene Ontology annotation, molecular function: phosphatase activity. Lineage: Eukaryota; Viridiplantae; Streptophyta; Magnoliopsida; Asparagales; Asparagaceae. Gene Ontology annotation, cellular component: cytoplasm. The record is from RefSeq and is a predicted model, not a curated record.
CGUUGGGUGGGGUGGCUGUACCAUGAGCAUUUCUUUUUUUUCAAUCCCUCCUCCAACUCCCCUCAUCACUCAUUUCUCCUCGAUCCUAUUCCCACAUACUCUCUUUAAUAGCGAUACUAAUAUAAAGAGGAACAGAAACCUCAGCGCCUUAUCUCCUCCUCCUCCUCCUCCUCCUCGUCGUCGUCGCGCGGAAAAGGGCUACUCGCUGCUUUCUUCUGCAACCACCUUCCGCUGUUCCUGCUCCGCCGCCGCUUUUUCAUCAGAUAUGGAUGUUAGUGCUGGUUCUAGUCUGUUUCCUUUGCAUCGCUGUAAAACUCUAUACCUGGUUAGGCAUGCACAAGGAAUUCAUAACGUGGAAGGUGAAAAAGACUAUAAGGCAUACUUAUCUCCUGAAUUGUUUGAUGCUCAUCUUACACCUCUAGGUUGGAAUCAGGUUGAUAAUUUGCGAAAGCAUGUUAAUGCAAGUGGGCUUGCAAAGAAGAUUGAGUUGGUGAUUACCUCGCCUCUUUUAAGAACUAUGCAAACUGCUGUUGGAGUCUUUGGAGGUGACAAACUCAUCGACGGAAUGAAGGUGCCUCCCUUGAUGGUGGAAAAUGUCGGGAAUAGUGGACGUUCUGCAAUUUCAAGUUUAGAUUGUCCACCUUUUAUAGCAGUUGAAUACUGCCGAGAGCAUUUGGGAGUCCAUCCUUGUGAUAAACGUAGAAGCAUAAGUCAAUAUCAGCCUCUGUUUCCAGCAAUUGAUUUUUCUCUGAUAGAAAAUGAUGAAGAUCUUUUGUGGAAAGCUGAUAUAAGAGAAGGAAACGAUGAACUUGCAGCUAGAGGAAUGAAGUUUAUUAAUUGGUUGUGGACACGAAAAGAGAAGGAAAUUGCAGUUGUUACCCAUAGUGGAUUUUUGUUCCAUACCUUACAACAAUUUGGGAAUGACUGUCAUCCUUUAAUCAAGGAUGAAGUUGGCAAACACUUUGCUAACUGCGAGCUCCGUUCAAUGGUAUUGAUUGACAGAAGCGGUGCUGGUUCAGAUCCCGCUGUGACCAAUUAUCCUGGAAAGAUUCCGCAGGGACCAGAUGUACCCAGCGAAGAUGCUGAUGACAAGCUUCCAGAUGGGGAAGCCAGUUCGAAGUAAUGAUAGUAAUAUUAUUAUUCGACAUGCAAGGUUCUCUUAGGUUUACUCUUCUAUUCCAGUUUCAUGAGAUGCCUGCAAGCACCUCGGGGAAGGAUAAAAUUUUAUUUGUGUUUAGUUAAAGUACCUAAUCUGUUAUUAGAUCUCUCUAUGAUUUAACCUUGUCGUAGAUAUCGGCUUAUUGUUGACCUGUUUCCGGGACGAGCCUCUCCAUUUUUUAUAUACGACACAUUUCUUCUUCUU